This is a messenger RNA of Peromyscus leucopus (white-footed mouse), 2516 nucleotides long. RefSeq names its product NGFI-A binding protein 1 (gene Nab1). Gene Ontology annotation, biological process: negative regulation of DNA-templated transcription. Gene Ontology annotation, cellular component: nucleus. The coding region runs from base 153 to 1607 and encodes 484 amino acids. The record is from RefSeq and is a predicted model, not a curated record. NCBI's taxonomy places the organism in Eukaryota, Metazoa, Chordata, Mammalia, Rodentia, Cricetidae. The transcript is spliced from 8 exons. Gene Ontology annotation, molecular function: transcription factor binding; transcription coregulator activity.
ACGGAGCGCGCGCCCACCGCGUCCCUGCCCCCCUCGAUGGGCGCGGGGGCGUCCCGGCCGCUGCAGCCGCCGCAGGAGCCGGGCUGAGCCGCCGCCGUCGUCGCCGAGCGCGCCGCAGCCGCGGGCCGCGGAGGUUAAGCCCAUCCACAGUAAUGGCCACAGCCUUACCCAGGACCCUGGGGGAGCUGCAGCUGUAUAGAAUAUUGCAGAAAGCCAACCUGCUUUCUUAUUUUGAUGCCUUUAUCCAACAAGGUGGCGAUGAUGUCCAGCAACUUUGUGAAGCUGGAGAGGAGGAAUUUUUGGAAAUCAUGGCACUCGUGGGCAUGGCGAGCAAGCCCCUUCACGUUAGACGGCUGCAGAAGGCUUUGAGAGACUGGGUGACAAACCCGGGCCUUUUCAACCAGCCACUCACUUCCCUUCCCGUCAGCAGCAUACCCAUCUAUAAAUUACCAGAGGGAUCCCCAACGUGGCUGGGGAUAUCCUGCAACAGUUACGAGAGGAAUAGCGGUGUGAGGGAACCACACUUAAAAAUCCCCAAGUGUGCCGCCACCACGUGUGUGCAGAGCUUGGGUCAGAGCAAGUCCGAGGUGGGAGGGUUAGCGCUGCAGAGCGUCAGCGAGUCCCGACUCUGGCAAGGACACCACGCCACUGAGAGUGAGCACAGCCUGUCCCCAGCGGACCUGGGCUCCCCAGCCUCCCCGAAGGACAGCAGUGAGGCCCUGGAUGCUGCCGCCGCCCUCUCUGUGGCUGAGUGUGUGGAGCGGAUGGCCGCCACGCUGCCCAAAAGUGACUUGAACGAGGUGAAGGAGCUGCUCAAGAACAAUAAGAAGUUGGCCAAAAUGAUUGGUCACAUCUUCGAGAUGAGUGACGACGAUCCACACAAAGAGGAGGAGAUUCGGAAGUACAGCGCCAUCUAUGGCCGGUUUGACUCCAAGAGAAAGGAUGGUAAACACCUCACAUUGCAUGAGCUGACCGUUAACGAAGCGGCCGCCCAGCUCUGUGUGAAGGACAAUGCCCUGCUGACGAGGAGAGAUGAACUGUUUGCCCUGGCCAGGCAGGUCUCUCGAGAAGUCACCUACAAGUACACUUACAGGACCACCAGGUUAAAAUGUGGUGAAAGAGAUGAAUUGUCUCCAAAGAGAAUUAAAGUGGAGGACGGCUUCCCAGACUUCCAGGAGUCCGUGCACACGCUCUUCCAGCAGGCCAGGGCCAAGGGCGAGGAGCUUGCAGCACUCGGUUCCCAGGCCGAGAAGGGGAUGGCGAAGCAGAUGGAGCUGCUGUGUGCCCAGGCCAGCUACGAGAGGCUGCAGCAGGAGAGGAGGCUGACAGCCGGGCUCUACAGACAGAGCUCCGGAGAGCACAGCCCGGACGGCCUGCCCUCCGACGGCUCCGACGGACAAGGAGAACGACCUCUGAAUCUCCGAAUGCCUGAUGUACAGAACAGACAGCCCCAUCAUUUUGUGGUCGAUGGGGAGCUGAGCAGACUUUACUCCAGUGAGGCCAAGUCCCACUCCUCAGAGAGCCUUGGGAUCUUAAAAGACUACCCUCACUCAGCUUUUACCUUGGAAAAGAAAGUUAUUAAAACAGAGCCUGAAGACUCAAGAUAGCUGAGAUUCUCCCACCAUUCUCUGGAAAUGGCACCAGAUUCGAGGAUAAUGCUCCAUCAUAGAAUAAGCCUUAAUAACCAGUGUUGCCUCAUUCAGCUCAAACAGAUCAUAGCCAAAGCGUAAGAACUCACACAGCCGUCUGUGGAAACCGGGACAAAGCCGCAGCCCCAGAGGAGGGAAUCAAGAGAGCGUUGCAAUGUAACAAACACUGACCAUUACCUUCCUGUGUACGUUGUUCGUGUGGAAAGGCUCAAUAUUGUAGGCAUUCACUAUUUAAGAAUGUUCAAUGUGUCUGUGUAAUUUAUAGAAGCAAAUCUAGGUGUUGAGACCUUCUGGUCUAAUAUAUGUGGAUACCAUUCUUUUUACUUGAAAUUUUGUUGUCUACUUUAAGUGUAUUUACGGUAAAUGUUACUCAUCAACAUUUAGGACUUUUGCAGUCAUAAGAAGAAAGAUUAAGCGAUGUAGUUAUUGGCAUGGUGGCCGCGACUGGAGAAAGAUGGAGGACAGAUACGCAGUUCACACCAAGGAAAAGACGAUGUACUUAUUACUUGAUUAAAAUUGAUUUUGGUUACUAGGAAAUGUGUAGCCUUCACUAAAUAAUGCCACUUUCAUUGGGUUAAUCAAUGCACAAAUUAAAAAUUGGAGUAAUAUUUCCAAGAUGAGGUAGGCUACAUUCCUGACAGCUGCUCAAGAUGUAAGAAAGUGGGACAGAAGCCUUGGAAUAAAUGGGCUAAUGUGUAAAAGCCUUGACUUAAGCAUUGAUGUUUCAGAGUAUGUUAAGUAAAUUAAGGCACAGUAAGUUAACCCUAAAUGUGAUAAAGAUGAUGAUGCUGUGGGUGAAUUGACAUGGAGUGUGUGUUGUUUUUAGUUUUGCUUUAGACCACGGCUGUAAUAAAUAUUAGUUCCUAA